AUGAAGCCUCAGAAGGAUCAGACCCCCAUCCACGAAUCAAGCACUCGAUUGGAGGAACUGGAGAAGACUUGUGAAGAGCACCGUGAGAAGAUUGAAGCUUCGGAACAAAGGACUUCAGAAAUAGACCAGCAAGAGCAAACCUUGGCUGUACGUAUAGAAGAGUGGCUCAAGAAGUCUGAAGGGAAGGAAACAAGAACACAGGACGCGAUGAAGAUUCUGCUGAAGAGGGUGAAGGCUUCCUCCGACUAG
This is a messenger RNA of Bipolaris zeicola 26-R-13, 249 nucleotides long. RefSeq lists its product as uncharacterized. NCBI's taxonomy places the organism in Eukaryota, Fungi, Ascomycota, Dothideomycetes, Pleosporales, Pleosporaceae. The transcript has a single exon. The coding region runs from base 1 to 249 and encodes 82 amino acids. The record is from RefSeq and is a predicted model, not a curated record.